AUGGAAAGUAAGGAGUGCAGAGCCAGGAUAGAGGACAUGGGUCAGUGGAUGGUGGCCUCUCUAGUCCAUAAGUCCCUGAGCUUCAUGUUUGAAGCCAUGUUCAAAGACAGCAUAUACCUUUCUGAGCCCAGCCAGAUCCAGAUGAAACCCCAGGCGUCUCACAUACACAUUUCCUUCAGCCGUGCCACUCCAGGGUUGGUCAAGCUCGGAGUCCACUGUGUAACAUGCCAGAAAGUCGCUAUAAAGAUCGUCAAUCGAGAGAAACUCAGCGAGUCAGUAUUAAUGAAGGUGGAGCGAGAAAUAGCUAUCCUGAAGCUCAUAGAACACCCACACGUUUUAAAGCUACACGACGUCUACGAAAAUAAAAAGUACCUGUACCUUGUGCUAGAACACGUGUCUGGCGGGGAGCUGUUUGACUACCUGGUGAAGAAAGGCAGGUUAACGCCGAAAGAGGCAAGGAAAUUCUUCAGACAGAUCAUGUCUGCCCUGGAUUUUUGCCACAGUCAUUCUAUAUGCCACAGGGAUCUGAAGCCAGAGAACCUGUUGCUAGAUGAAAAGAACAACAUCAGGAUAGCAGACUUCGGCAUGGCCUCCCUUCAGGUUGGAGACAGUCUGCUAGAAACCAGUUGUGGAUCGCCACACUACGCGUGUCCAGAGGUCAUUAGGGGAGAAAAAUAUGACGGAAGGAAAGCGGACGUCUGGAGCUGUGGAGUCAUUCUUUUCGCCCUGUUGGUGGGUGCCCUGCCAUUUGAUGAUGACAACCUGAGAAAUCUUCUGGAAAAGGUGAAGUUGGGAGUGUUUCACAUGCCACACUUCAUCCCUCCAGACUGUCAGAAUCUUCUCCGGGGCAUGAUUGAAGUGGAUGCCACCAAAAGACUAACGUUAGAACAGAUCCAGAAGCACACAUGGUACAUAGGGGGGAAGAAUGAACCCGAGCCAGAGCAGCCUGUGCCCAGGAAGGUGACCAUCCGCAGCCUUCCAUCUGCAGACGAUAUCGACCCCGACGUACUGGACAGCAUGCACUCGCUGGGCUGCUUCAGAGACAAAAACAAGCUACUGAAAGACCUUCUCUCAGAUGAUGACAACCAGGAAAAGAUGAUCUACUUCCUGUUGCUGGACCGUAAAGAGCGAUAUCCAAGCCAGGAGGACCAGAACCUUCCUCCUCGGAAUGAGAUUGAUCCUCCAAAGAAGCGAGUGGACUCGCCCAUGUUGAACCGCCAUGGUAAGAGGAGACCAGAGAGGAAGUCCAUGGAGGUCCUCAGUGUUACAGACGGAGGCUCGCCUGUGCCGGCCAGGAGAGCUAUCGACAUGACGCAGCACGGACAGAGGUCGCGGUCUAUCAGUGGCGCCUCCUCUGGCCUCUCCACCAGCCCACUCAGCAGCCCACGGCCUGCCAGAAAGUUUUGUGUACCGCCUCAGUCCCCAGACUUUUCACAGUCCCCUAACGCCAGCCCCUGCCCGUCACCAGACCCUGUCCCCAGUCGCACAGGCCAGUGUAUCUCUACCCCCAAUUCACUCGCUCCGAACAAUGAGCCUGCACUGCUAGCACUGAACAAGACACAGACACUACCGGCCAAACCCAAAGUUCUCCCAAAACCCCUCCAAGCCACACGAUCCAACCCGCUCCCUGACACCCACCCAGAUAUGAAAUCUGCAGCCAAAUCAGAGUCCUCUACCCCCUGCCAGCUUCCAUUACAUCCACCCUCUGCCUCUGUUCCCCCCUCCCCUACUUCCCCAACCUCCCCUUUUUCACCAACCACAAUCCCAAACAGCCCCCGCGUACGACGCUCCCACAUUGCAGCCAGCCCGCAGCUAUCUGUGCCCUUCAGCCCGAUGGUGCCUCUGUCACCCAUCCGGCUGCACCACUUUCAUCCCUUGGUGCCCACGCCUUCUUCCUUUACUGACCACCCGCCCAAAUCUAUCCCCCUCAUACAGGUUACCCCUCAUCCCUCCCCUCGAGGCAGCCCCCUCCCCACCCCAAAGGGCACCCCAGUGCACACUCCCAAGGACAGCCCAGCUGGAACCCCCACGCCAACGCCACCCCCAAGUCCCUCCAUCGGAGGCAUGCCGUGGAGGACGCGUCUCAACUCGAUCAAGAACAGCUUCCUGGGCUCACCGCGCUUCCAUCGCAGGAAACUCCAAGUUCCCACACAAGAGGAGAUGUCCAGCCUCACACCGGAGUCUUCUCCAGAACUUGCCAAAAAAUCUUGGUUUGGUAACUUCAUCAGCCUGGAAAAGGAGGAGCAGAUCUUCAUCGUUAUCAAAGACAAGCCUCUCAGCUCCAUCAAGGCAGACAUCGUUCAAGCCUUUCUCUCGAUCCCCAGCUUAAGCCACAGUGUGAUUUCUCAGACCAGUUUUCGAGCGGAGUACAAGUCCACAGCCGGCCCGACAGUCUUCCAGAAACCGGUCAAGUUUCAGGUGGACAUCACCUAUACGGAGAGCACAGCUGCAACCAAGGAGAAUGGAAUCUACUCUGUCACCUUCACCCUGCUCUCAGGACCCAGCCGUCGCUUCAAGCGGGUAGUGGAGACGAUUCAGAGCCAGUUGUUAAGCACACAUGACCAGCCCGGGGUCCAACAGCUGUCUGACGAGAAGAACGGACAGGUGCCCUACCCCCCCGGCACGCCCACCAAGCGCUGCCCCUCGCCCAUGCUCGGCCGGAGGCACGAGCCCGAACAUAAUGACACCAAAUGCCCCGCUGCUGGCCGAGACAGAGCCAAGUGUUCGGUGUCGUCUGUGGGGACACAAGAGGAGUCUUAAAGUGUAGCGUCAACCCAUCCCAGUAUCACUAUGAGCCGGCGGCACACAGAAUAUAUCUGUACAUAGAUAAAUGUAUAUAAUCGCAUAUGGACAUUUUUUUAUGAAGUGACUUUAUAUAGAAAGAAAUCUAUCCAGAGUGAUAUUUUACAGGCAGCAUCGUGCACCUACAUGACACACACAAACACGCACUCCUUGUUCUUGCAUUUUUCAUCACACCUCAGUGUCCACCAUAAUCUCCCCCACCCCCAACCCCCACCCCCCCAAACUGUCUCAUCACCCGUGGACCUUGCUGUAUUUUAUUGCUCCAUUGCUGCUAACCUGUGUGAUGACCUGACUUGUUUCUGAUACCAGGAAUUAUCCAGAAAACCUAUUAAGGCCCUUCCUCCUGCUCCAUCUGCCCUCCUCCGCUCCUUCAGCCACCUCUCCUCUCCACCACCACCACCACCACCACAACCCCCCGCCCCGAGCGAGCCAAGAAAGACAGGCAUUUGUUGACAGAGGACUGCUAUUCGAGGUGCGCUCAGAAGUGGAGCGGGGGGGUGUGGUUACCAUGGAAACAGACCCUUCAUACAGACCUUCAUCUCCCUCUGUGCCCCUUGUACACCUUCAACAGGCGCCAGUAGAAGUUGCUGAAAAUACCUUUAGUGUACCCCAUCAUAGACACACACUGACACACACACACAGGACAACAGGACACUUUUUCUCUUUUCAAACUCAUCAAUUGGAGAACAAGCAUUCAACAAAAAAAACACUCAAAAUAUACAGUAUAUAUAUGUAAAAAAAAAAAAAUCACAUGCAUAUGCACAGAAAACUCUGGGAUGUAUUAACAAGAACACGACAAACGACAAAACGCAGAAACACAUACUGACUCGGAGGAGAAGAAGGGAGGCGGAGUUCUCUGUGGAAAGCCCAAACAGCCGACACGGAUGCUUGCUGGAUUGUAUUUGUUUGCUUUUUACUGUACUUUCUUUGUGAAGAGUGGGUUUAAAGUACUAACUGACUUUAUUAGACUUAAAUCUAUUGCUGCAAAUGGACUGGAAUUGUGAUUUCAGAGAGGACCGGGGUGUGAGCAGAACGG
Messenger RNA from Solea senegalensis (Senegalese sole), 3838 nucleotides. RefSeq names its product serine/threonine-protein kinase BRSK2-like. Bases 1 to 2760 code for a protein of 919 amino acids. Gene Ontology annotation, molecular function: protein serine/threonine kinase activity; ATP binding; tau-protein kinase activity. Gene Ontology annotation, cellular component: cytoplasm. NCBI's taxonomy places the organism in Eukaryota, Metazoa, Chordata, Actinopteri, Pleuronectiformes, Soleidae. The record is from RefSeq and is a predicted model, not a curated record. The transcript has 20 exons. Gene Ontology annotation, biological process: intracellular signal transduction; protein phosphorylation; microtubule cytoskeleton organization.